CUAAAUCAGCGCAUUGUGUAGGUCGGUUGUCGCGUGUUGAGGCCGGGCUUGCACGCGUACGACGAACGACCGGCUGUCUUGUCGCUGUCGAUUAUACCCCUCAGCAAGUUGGCUUAUGCUGUCGUCAUGACUCGCCAGAUACUACUGCUUCUUCUGCUCCUAUGUCCAUCUCUCGCAAUGGCCGGCCUCCCACUCGUCGACUUCAACCGCAUGGGCCAGGUCGGUCUUGCAGGUGCAUUCGCUGGUCUCGACUUUUUUCAAAACUCUUCCUCCUCCCUUACAUUCGAUCCUUCCACUUCGUCUCUCCUUUCAAGAAAUAAUAGCGGCUCCCUCUUCUACAUCGCUUCCACGAACCCGGGAGGCACCAUCCAAGCUGGCUGCGCUUUGGGAGACACCUAUUUCGUUGCGGGCAGCUUCACCUCCAUCGGCGGAGCUUCUGCCAUCAAUGUUGCAUCUUAUGAACCUUCCAGUAAUGCAUUCUCGUCUCUGGACCCCAACGGGCCCAAUGGAGAAGUUAAUGCCAUAUACUGUGACGCCUCGCAGAACAACGUGUGGGUCGGAGGCAAGUUCACAUCUCCCGCCUCGGCUGUAGCCAUCUGGAACACGCAGUCCAAGUCAUGGACUGCGUCACCGUUCGGCGGUCUGUCGGGGGCCGGCGCGCAAGUCCUGUCCAUUGCUACGAACUCCUCUCAGUCAAGCCUGUUCUUCUCUGGCUCCUUCAUCACUGCCUUUGGGAACGGUUCGCUAGUGCUUAACGGGAGCAACAAUCCCAAUGUUCCCUUCUCCGCCGGCGCCACCCCAUUCUCCUCAUCUCUUGUUCCCGUUCCUUUGGGCGAUGCUCAAAUAGAGGCACUGCCGUCGAGUACCCAAGCCGGUUUCAACAACAUCGACAACGUCCUGUGCCCAGCAGGCGCAGAUGGGCCAGGAAACAGCUGGUUUGCUCAAGACGGCACUGGGGCUGUGGUUACCGUUCGGAAGUUUACCUUCCUGAGUGCUAGCGGAAUCCGCAUUGGCAAUACCUUCCAGCAAGGUCGUGGUACCACUGGUUUCAGUGUAACAACGAUCCCAGACAACACAGUCAGGGAACUUCAAUACCUCGACCCUUCGACCGGCAUAAAUCAGACCUGCUCCGGUCCUUGCCCGCUCCUCACUGAUCCCUCGAUCCCGUACCAAGACUUCCUGUUUACCGACGGGUCGCUAGACAUCACCGGCUUCCAACUCACGAUCUCCGAAUGGACCGGCCUUGGUGCCGGUCUCCACAUCCUACAAAUCCUAUCGUCCGGGGCGUUCGCGUCGUCCAUUCCAAGUGACAAUGCUCAGUCAUGUUUUGCUCCCAGCGCUUCCAACGCUACUCGCACGGGCAACUGGGUUGAGAAGGACGCGGCAACCACCAUCGCUGGCACAACGCAGGAAGUGUUAGUUUCAGACGUUAACGUUGGCACUCCUGCAAACCAGGGUCCCACGUUCACCUGGAUGCCGUAUGUAUCUGCAUCAGGGAUCUACGAUGUGAACCUACUCGUCCCUGGCUGCACGGACCUCCAAGACUGCGCGAUGCGCACGUCGGUCACGGUUACUGUGUUCCCAGGUGGCGGCCAGGCGCCGAGCGUCCAGACGAUAUCACAACAGAACACCGAGGACCAGAACUUCACGGUUUAUAGUGGACCUGUUGUCCCGACCUCUAACAGCUUCUCGAUGACUGUGAACAUGCAGCUUGCGGAUCAGCCUAUUGGCGACGGACAGAACGGCCAAUACGAACUUGUAGCGGACAGGGUGCAGCUCGUGCUGAGGAGCGCGAACGUUACGGGCACGACCUCUGUAGGUCCACCUUCUGGGAAUAGUUCUGGAGAGGGUCUUGCUACCGGUUUUGGAUUUUUCGAAUGGCCGUUGGCCAACAGCUCCUCGGUCAACGCGAGCGGUAUCCUACCGAACUCGUCCAUGACGCUCCUGGACGUUGUCGCGUUCGACUUGUUUAACGCGAUCGGCUCAAGUGACGCUCAGUCCUCGCAAAUGUCUAUUCGGACUGUAACACAGCACCCGUCAGGCGCGCUCUUCCUCGGCGGCCAGUUCAAUCUCUCCUCUGGCAGCGCCUCCGGUGCUUCCAACAUCAUCUCGUAUAAUGGCGGUCAGCUGAGCGCUCUUUCGGGCACCGGUCUCAACGGACCUGUUUUCUCACUCGUCGCGCAUGACAACACCUUGUUCGUCGGCGGAUCUUUUAGCGAUACGUCUUCGUCGUCGACUCAAGGCAAGCUCCGGAGUGUAGCUGCCUACGAUGUCCAAGCGAACCAAUGGGCUCCACUACAGGCUGGUCUUGAUGGGGCCGUGGAGUCGUUGGCAAUCGACGAGGAUGGACUGCUCCUUGUUGCUGGCAAUUUCAGCAAUAUCAUUGGUGGCGAUCCCGCCUCCGGCUUUGCCAUGUGGAACACGACCAGCAACAGCUGGGCGAACUCCGGUGGAUUCUUAGCGGGCAAGAUGACAUUCGUCGGUAAUGGUACGACGCCAGCGAAAGGACAGAGUCAAGGGCAGAUGCUCGCGGGCAACGUCGCCGCUGCUUUGAAGUUCGGGGCUUCUGGCUUCGUGACGCUGCAAAAUGGUGACAGCGCCAGUACCAACGGUGUUCCGCAGGUGACCCCGCUCAAUGUGCAGCUAGAUAACCCCGGAUCCCCCAAUAGCACCUCUGUCGCCGUGGCAAAGCUAAAGAGGCACCAUAGCGCGAGUCACUCGUCCUCCGUCAUCGCCUGGAUUCCUCGCAUCACCGCACUUUUCAAGAGGCAAAGUACCAUAGACGCCGCGCUUACACCUCUUCCCUCCACGGCCCCCGCUAUUGCACCGGCCAUUUUGACCGGGGCAUACUGGACCAACACAAGCUCCUCGCGCGAAGUAGUCAUUCUUGGCGGCAACUUCUCAUUCAUAUCCAACUCGGGCGGAACGUCACAGAACAUUGCGAUAUAUGAUCCUGUUACGGCGGCGAUCUCCGCUCUGGAGGGCAACGCACUGAAUGGUUCUGUUCGCACAGUCCUCGUGGUGAACGACGAGCUGUACAUCGGUGGCGAGUUCACCGUGCAGGGCACCGUGUUCGACGGCUUCGCAGCUUACGACCUUGCGCUUGAGCAGUGGGAUACCGUUGGGGCUGAGGCGCUCCAGAACUCGGGCUCAACCGUCGUUGUGCGUUCGACUACGCAGAGCCCGUCGCAGGCGAACACGCUCAUUGUCGCAGGCAGCUUUGCGCAGGCGGGCGAAACUCCGUGCCGAGCGGUGUGUGCUUAUAACACGCAGAGCAGAACAUGGAGCGCUCUAGGUAACGGGGUACAGGGUGAGGUUGCGGCUGUUGGAUACGCCGGGGACAACCUGGAUACUAUCGUUAUCGCUGGCUCGCUUGCUCUUGCGGAUGGCACCCCUUCCAACGUCGCGGAAUUCGCGAUCUCCAAUGACACCUGGUCUGCAGUAGGCUCGUCGAGUGACUUGCCUGGACCUGUUACCGCAAUGGGGGUGAACGACGGCAACUCGAGCAGUAUUUUUGCUGCUGGACAAUCCACGGAUGGUUCAGUGUCGUUCCUGUCCUUCUGGAACGGGAAGUCUUGGAACGAUGUUGGUUAUCCUGCAGGGUCCAGUUUCGAUAAAACUACCGAUUUUUCGCAGCUUGUGAUGGUUCCUCUGCAGGACACCCACCCCGCCAACGGCAUUGUAGAGCCUGAUCGUAUGUUAUGGAUAUCCGGUUCGCUUUCCGACCCAAGCUUUGGCAACGCCUCGUCUGCAUUGUUCGAUGGACAACAAAUCAUCCCGUAUAUUGUAUCCACGAGUUCCUCUGGGACUCCUGGUAUCGUGGCCUCUUUGUUCUACUCUUUCUCAACAUUCAGCUUCACGCAGCGUCACUUCUUGGCUACUGGGAUUGUCAUUCUCAUCUCCAUCGCCAUAGCCGCUGGCGUUGUCUUCCUUCUCUGCUUAAUCGGCAUUCUUUGGACGCUGUUCUCGCGCAAGGAUGAUAGCUCGAAGUUCGACCCAAACGAAGUCGAAGAUGACGAUUCGACCACGCAUCGCCCAUCCUCACUCCUUGAGCACAUCAAUGCCGCCGCUCGCAACACUAUUAUCGGCGCAAGCCCGUACCCACAGCACAACGACGGCGAGAAAGACGUCGCAGGCGCGACGACGUCUGAUCCCUUCGGUCCUGAUGCGAGCAAUUUUGCGCGUGCGGAAACGCCAAGUGACGCCAUCGGCGGCAUCAUGGGCGGCGAAGAAGCAAGUCGACCUGCGCAUGCACGAUACUCAUUUGAUGGAGCGGGAGAGGGCGAGCUCCCAGUGACCGCCGGACAGGAGAUAGAGAUACUUGAUGACCGUGAUACUGCGUGGUGGUACGCACGAGAUACCAGGACAGGUAGAGAAGGCGUCGUCCCCGCGGCAUAUAUUUAUUAGAGCGGACCGGUCUUUGUCCUUAUUCGAGUCCUCUGAUCUGUUCACCGCGUUGAGCUACUCUUCAUGCUAUCGUAUUUCUAUUCUAUACCACCCCUUUUCAUGUACGAGGUUGACCUUCAGACCCUUCUCUCCUUUCCCGUACAUGGCAUGAAACUCUGUCACACUAAGUUACUGCCGUUCUUUAUUGUUAAUCGACACAUAUGGAGACUGGCACAUGCAAGCUGGAUGUAGACUUAGACAUGAACACAAAAUAAUGAGGAUAUACAUGUGUUCAACAAGAUUACUGGAAGGGAAAGUCAAUGAUGUGUAUGACGAUAAGGCUGAGGGACAUACCUGGAGCAGUGGGUCUCGAAAGUGCUUCUGGCUGUUGUGAAUAAAGGCAACCUUAGUUUUGAAGUGCUCCCGCCGUUGCUGAUCACGGAACUCCCUAAUGUGCCUGCCGGCUUCACGAGCCUCGCCACGGUUGCGAGCCUUGACUACGUCUGUACCAGCGCCAAACGCGCCAAAGCCACCCUUCCUUGAUACCAGCGCAGAAUUCUUGUCAUUGAUAAGCUUGCGAACAAGUGCGCGACCUGAGUUCGGAUCUUCUGGCUUGGUACGUAUCGGGUGGAAUGAUUGUGCAUAAUACCUCUUCAUGCUGCGGUGGCCUAUCCGCGCGCCCGAGGGCAAUACGAGCUCAAAGUGCGAGUCGCCGUAGGUAAUCUGGUUGUCAGGCAGGCCAUCUUCGUCAGAUGUGUCGUCCUCAUCCGCAGACAUUUCUUCCUCGACAAUUUCGUCUGCAUCCUCAUCCUCGUCCUCGUCCAUGUCCUCCCACUCCGCGUCUGCUUCAUCCUCGACCUUUGGCUGGGCAGACUUCUUGAUCUUCUUCCGCAUCUGCGCAUUCGGAUAAGAUGUCGUGAAGUCGUAGAAAUCGGAGAGCUCUAGCCGCUCCGCCUCAGAGUCGUAUGCAAUCUUGCAGUGGCCCUUGUCGAGCAUAUGCUUGCGUACUGCAUCAAGCGUGCGAAAUUCGCGGCCUUUGCCAUUGCAGUAGAUGCAAACAUUCCCUACGGCGAUCUUCUCGCCGAGAUAGGUGAUGAGCCCUGCGAGGUCCACGAGGUACUCCGCGUCGGGGAUGAAGAAUGAGUGUGCGACGGACAUGUGCGAAAGAUUGUCCCCCAAUGAGUCUGAUGCAUGAGUACAAAACAGACAUUGAGUGAGCUGCAAGCGGGAUCGGGCAGCGGCAAUCUUCUCUUCAAUAGUACGAGUCACUUCUUCCUCGGUAGCGUUAGCGUCGACUGAGAGAGUUACGGACGCCAUUUUCUCGGUGACAGCUGCCACAGGAGCUGCUGCGGCCCCAGCAUCUGCAGAGACCGAGGAAGCGUCGGCUACUUGGAUAGGCUCCUCUUUGGGAGUAGGAGGACGCAAAGCAUGCUGAGCCGCCUUCACCUCAUUUUCCUUGUGCUUCUUGGAGUUGACGUGCGAGCGAUAUGCGCCCUCAGUUGUGUAUGUUUUGCUGGAGAAGUACAUG
This is a messenger RNA of Phanerochaete carnosa HHB-10118-sp, 5914 nucleotides long. RefSeq lists its product as uncharacterized. Lineage: Eukaryota; Fungi; Basidiomycota; Agaricomycetes; Polyporales; Phanerochaetaceae. Gene Ontology annotation, molecular function: protein binding. The coding region runs from base 127 to 4407 and encodes 1426 amino acids. Gene Ontology annotation, biological process: positive regulation of establishment of bipolar cell polarity regulating cell shape. The transcript has 5 exons. Gene Ontology annotation, cellular component: plasma membrane of growing cell tip. The record is from RefSeq and is a predicted model, not a curated record.